This is a messenger RNA of Magnolia sinica, 1450 nucleotides long. RefSeq names its product shikimate O-hydroxycinnamoyltransferase-like. The transcript has 2 exons. Lineage: Eukaryota; Viridiplantae; Streptophyta; Magnoliopsida; Magnoliales; Magnoliaceae. Bases 1 to 1299 code for a protein of 432 amino acids. The record is from RefSeq and is a predicted model, not a curated record. Gene Ontology annotation, molecular function: acyltransferase activity, transferring groups other than amino-acyl groups.
AUGAUCAUCAACGUGAAGAGGUCCACCGUCGUGCGCCCCGCGGACGAUACUCCGAUCCGAACCGUCUGGCUCUCUAAUGUAGACCUACUAGUGCCAAGAUUGCACAUCCUCAGCGUCUAUUUCUACAGGCCCAAUGGCUCAUCUAACUUCUUUGAUCCUCAAGUGCUCAAAGAUGCACUGAGCAAGGCUCUGGUCCCAUUCUAUCCAAUGGCUGGGAGGCUUCAGAAAGACGACAACGGUCGGAUGGAGAUCUACUGCAAUGGAGAGGGUGCACUCUUCGUCGAGGCCGACACGGAUGCAGUCCUAGAUGACUUUGGAGACUUUGCACCCACCAUGGAAUUCAAGCGGCUCAUCCCGCCCGUUGAUUACUCUAAGGGCCUCUCAUCCUUCCCUGUCUUUAUAGCACAGGUAACGAAUUUCAAAUGCGGCGGCGUAUCGCUUGGUGUCGGUACAAUACACACGGUCGCAGAUGGAUCCAGUGGCCUACAUUUCAUCAAUCAUUGGUCAGAUGUGGCCCGCGGGCUUGAUCUCACCAUCCAACCGUUCAUCGACCGGACCCAGCUAUGUGCACGUGACCCACCAACCCCAUUGUUCCCCCACGUAGAGUACCAAUCCCCUCCUUCAAUGGACGGCCCAGAAUCCCUGAAACCUGAAACCAGCCCCAUCGUGUCCCUCUUCAAGAUCACACGUGAUCAGCUCAAUCUUCUCAAGUCCAAAUCCAAUGAUGGGCCCCACCAUGUCGUGAAAUACAGCUCCUACGAGUUACUAGCCGGACACGUGUGGCAAUGCGUGUGUAAGGCACGCAAUCUUCCGGAAGAUCAGAAAACUAAGAUGUCGAUCGUGACCGAUGGACGGACCCGCCUCAGUCCACCGCUCCCGAUGGGCUACUUCGGCAAUGGAAUCUUUGCCGCAACGCCAAUCGCGACCGCAGGCGAGCUCAUGUCGGGCCCACUAAUUCAUGCGGCUGGGAUAAUAAAGGGUGCAUUGGCACGGAUGGAUGACGUGUAUCUUAGAUCAGCGUUGGAUUUCUUGGAAGUGCAGCCAGAUCUAUCUGCGCUUGUUCGUGGGCCCAGGACAUUCGGGUGCCCGAAUCUCGGUAUCAUUAGCUGGGCCCGACUGCCGAUACAUGAUGCGGAUUUUGGGUGGGGCCGACCUAUGUUUAUGGGACCCGGUGGGGUCGGGUAUGAAGGUAUGGCUUUCGUGCUCCCGAGCCCUACCGAUGAUGGUAGCCUUUCGUUGGCUAUAUCAUUGCAAGCUGACCAUAUGGUCCACUUCAAGAAGCAUUUGUAUGACUUUUAGAGGCCGAUACGUUACAUCCGAAACGUAAAUGUUUCGGUCCGAUAUUUCGGUCAUUUGCUGAUCUUUUUUCUUGUUUUCUCUUUUGUUGUGUUGUGAUGUAACGGCCCAAAGAUGCCGUUUGUGGUUGUUGAAUGUGAAAAUCUAUCCUUGU